This is a messenger RNA of Mercenaria mercenaria, 879 nucleotides long. RefSeq names its product alpha-crystallin A chain-like. Gene Ontology annotation, molecular function: protein folding chaperone. The transcript is spliced from 2 exons. Gene Ontology annotation, biological process: response to heat; protein refolding. NCBI's taxonomy places the organism in Eukaryota, Metazoa, Mollusca, Bivalvia, Venerida, Veneridae. The coding region runs from base 54 to 611 and encodes 185 amino acids. The record is from RefSeq and is a predicted model, not a curated record.
GUUAGCUCAGAAAGCAUUGAAAACAGAGUGAAAUAUAACAAACUUAUUUGGAAAUGGCUUGGAAUCUUGUACCAGUAUGGUCUGGAGAUUUUGAUUUCUUUGGCCGUCAGAGGGAUUUAUUCUCUGACUGGCUAGAGCAUUUUGAUGAUGAUUGGCGCGCAGCAAGUUUCGAGGACUCACGGCGGAGGUUCGACCGGGAGUUGGACAGGGUCCGAAGGGAGCUGCACAGAAUGGAUGCCGAGCCGCAUACGCUUGAUGUUCAGCAACCCUUUAUCACAGAUCCGUCCGGUAACAGAAAGCUCUCACUCCGUUUUGAUUGCAGUGCAUUCAAACCAGAGGAGAUUACGGUGAAAACAUUGGACAACAAACUCAAUGUCCAUGCUAAACAUGUAGAGGAAGGGCCAGGACGCAAAAUUCACCAGGAAUUUACCAGGGAAUACACACUUCCAGAAAACGUCGAUCCGAAGAAGCUGAAGUCUCAUCUUUCUUCUGACGGUGUUUUAGAGAUUGAGGCCCCGGCACCAAAAGCCGUUGAGGCCCCAAAAGAAGUUUUGAUUCCUAUCGAACAUCUUCACAGCAAGGGGAGCUCAGAAAAGAAAGAAGAAAAGUAACGCAACAGUUGUCGUCCUUGUUAACUUUAGGAAGGAUUUGCGUUGGACAUUCAAACAGAAUGUUGAAUAGACAUUUAAUUUUUUAGUUUUGUGAUUUAUUACAACAGAUAGUUGUGAAUUACAAUAUGUAAUACUGUGACAUUUUAUAAUCUGCAGAUGUGAUUUGUAGACAGACUGAUUUCAUGCCAUAUCAUCUGUUGUAUUUUGCAUUCAUGUGCUCAUUUUGUCUUCUUAAUGAAGUGAUCAAUAAAAUUGAUGUUCAUCCAAA